This is a messenger RNA of Racocetra persica, 911 nucleotides long. NCBI's taxonomy places the organism in Eukaryota, Fungi, Glomeromycota, Glomeromycetes, Diversisporales, Gigasporaceae. The record is from the annotation of a GenBank genome assembly.
AAUAUUGAAAAAAAGAUUAACCUUAGAAGAUGCUUGCACAAUUGCUAAAAAUCAGGGUAGACAGUGUCUUUCUACUCAAUAUACUACUAAUAAAGAUCCAUUAUUAUGGUGUUGCUUGAAUAAUUAUGAAUGGCACGCAUCUCUUGGUCAUGUAAAAUAUAGCAAGUCAUGGUGUCCACAUUGUGCAAAAAUGGCUCGCUGUACUAUUGAGGAUAUCAAACAAAUUGCUUUUGUCCGAAAUAGAAAAUGUCUUUCAACUGAAUAUAUAAAUAGCAAAACUGUUUGUUAUGGUAUUGUUCAAAUUAUCAUGAAUGGACAUGAAUUUCUUGCAAGUUUGCAUCAUGUUAAAAUUAGUAACUUUUGGUGCUCAAAAUGUGCAAAAGUAGCUCAUCAUAGUAUCGAGGAUGCUAAAAAAAUUGCAAUUAGUCGAAAUGGAGAUUGCAUAUCUACAAUUUAUUAUAAUAAUCACUCACCUUUACUAUGGCGAUGUGAAAAUAACUAUAUAUUUACUGCUACUCUCAAUGCUAUUAAAAAUCAACACACCUGGUGUCCUUUUUGUUCAAAGAAACGUGAGGAUUUAUGUCGCAAAAUUAUAACAAAAUAUCUUGGUCCACCUUCGCCAAUUCGUAAACCCGAUUUCUUAAAAACUCCAGAAUACCCAACUGGACUAGAACUCGAUAUUCCAUACUAUGAUUACGGCUUUGCGAUUGAAAUGCAAGGUAUACAACAUGAACGUCAAAUCAAAUUCUUUCAUCCAAAUUUUGAAGAUUUCAAGAAACAGCAAACUCGGGAUCAACUCAAGGAAGAACUCUGCAAAGAAAAUUGGAUAGCAUUAAGAUAUGUUUGGUAUUAUGAAGACUCAUUUGAGAAAAUUUUAGUUAUUCUUCGAGAACGGGUCUUAUUCCUUAACU